This is a messenger RNA of Linum tenue, 1766 nucleotides long. The record is from the annotation of a GenBank genome assembly. Lineage: Eukaryota; Viridiplantae; Streptophyta; Magnoliopsida; Malpighiales; Linaceae.
GUAAUUUCGUGUGAUCGUCACCCCGCAACGAACUCUUCAUUAACGCGUCGAAAAGAAAAGCUGGAGAAUUACCAAAACCCCACCUUCUCGCGAGAAAAAGAAAUAGCAAUAGGGACAGCGAGCAACGUCGACUCGCCAACCGGCGAUCUCUCCAACCACCACCGCCAUUGCCCACUGCCACCGCACGCUUACCUCACUCUUCCAACAAAGAGGUAGAGCGAGAGAGAGAACAGAACAGAAAUCUUCUUCGACCCACCACACAAACGUUAUUUCCUUACGCCAAAGUACCCACAACCUAAAAACACUUCCGCCCACCUAAAUCUUCCCUGGAAAAGCAAUCUUUCCCCCUUUUCCCCCACUUGUUCUGGACUCCUCUGAAUUCCGCCUCUCUUAACUUCUUCUCCCUUUCAAGCCACUUCUUGGGUUCCCCGUCAAUUCUAUAUACUGCAGCUGCUCCAAUUCCGCAAUUCCCAGUUCUCGAAACUCUGUCUUCGUGCUCUGCAAUUGAAGUACAAAGAGGGGGAUUUUCGGGGGAGGAAAUAUGCCGGCGGAGGAUCUGGAGCGAGGGAGGAAGAACGGCGGAGGAGGAGGGAAUAGUACCAGCUUGGCUCCUUACUAUGUCGAUACUUCCGAGAAGCAUUGGACUUCAUGGCUGGUCCCCAUGUUUGUGUUUGCAAACGUCGCUGUGUUCAUUGUGGCCAUGUAUGUCAACAAUUGUCCUCGCAACAAUGUCGGGUUUGAAGGGAAGUGUGUAGCUAGGUUCCUUGGGAGGUUAUCGUUUCAGCCUUUGAGGGAGAAUCCUCUUUUUGGGCCAUCAUCUUCUACACUGGAAAAAAUGGGAGCCUUGGAAUGGGAUAGAGUAGUGCAUAAGCAUCAAGGAUGGAGACUUGUUACUUGCAUGUGGUUGCAUGCUGGAGUCAUUCAUCUUCUUGCGAAUAUGUUGAGCUUGAUCUUUAUCGGCAUUCGACUUGAGCAGCAAUUCGGAUUCGUGCGUGUUGGAAUAAUCUACCUGUUGGCGGGACUCGGUGGGAGCAUAUUGUCUGCAUUAUUCAUUCAGAAGAACAUCUCAGUUGGUGCUUCUGGUGCUCUGUUUGGACUGCUGGGAGCCAUGUUAUCCGAGCUGCUUACCAACUGGACUAUCUACAGUAAUAAGAUUGCUGCUCUGCUCACACUACUGGUCAUCAUCGUCAUCAACUUAGCAGUGGGUAUACUUCCACACGUAGACAACUUUGCCCACAUCGGGGGCUUCCUGGCUGGUUUCCUCCUUGGCUUUGUGUUUCUGAUCCGCCCACAGUUCGGCUGGGUUGAAAGCCGACACCUCCCACCUGGCGCCCGUGUUAAAUCCAAGCACAAGGCUUACCAAUAUGUGUUCUGGCUGAUCUCCGCAGUGCUCCUUAUUGUUGGUUUCGUUGUUGGGUUGGUGAUGCUGUUCAAAGGAGAGAAUGGAAACGAUCGCUGCAGCUGGUGUCAUUACCUGAGCUGUGUGCCGACUUCGCGAUGGGACUGUCAGCACUGAGAGUAUCUCAGUUCUUGUUCCCGUGUCUCUCAGUAUCACAGUCUAUCUAAAUCUUUCUCCCCAGUCUUCAAUUCUUUUGUUUUAUUCCUUGCCCACUUUGUUGCUUCCAUCUUGGUUUACCGUUUUUAUGUACAUGCGUUAUGCAUAUAGUUUUUUUCAGUGAACAUAUAAGCAGCGAAGUAUCGUGUACAGACAGGCUUUCUACGGGAAAUUUCUUUCCAGUUUCGUUAGUUCAGAUAGCUGACAGAGG